Gasterosteus aculeatus aculeatus (three-spined stickleback) is the source of this 5643-nucleotide messenger RNA. RefSeq names its product GTF2I repeat domain containing 1 (gene gtf2ird1). Gene Ontology annotation, cellular component: nucleus. Gene Ontology annotation, molecular function: DNA-binding transcription factor activity. The record is from RefSeq and is a predicted model, not a curated record. Lineage: Eukaryota; Metazoa; Chordata; Actinopteri; Perciformes; Gasterosteidae.
GUCACGAGGUAGCCCCGCCCUAAAUCAUGCCAGGUCUUAUGGUCUGUCCGAGUCCAAGUGGGCCGUCAAUAAACUCAUGUUUACAACGUUCGCUGAGAGAAUAAAUCAGGAGAGAAGUAGAAUCAUUUUCUCAUAGACUUCUCUACAAACAGAUUUUAUUGCACAACCAGUGGGGACAGGAUUAGGACACUUCCCCUUUGUCUUUAAUCGUCAGACGCAGAGGUCGCGCCUGGUGUAACCACAUAAUCGCGUUACAUACAUACAUACAUGAGACCAGAAAUGUUUGUCCAUCCAAAACAAUAGACAGACUGACGGGUUCCUCGCCUUCCAGACCAGCAGACCUGGUUUAAGUGAAAGUCUGGCUGUAAAUAUGUCAUUUUUCACACCAUGUGGUCAUGUUUUGCCUCAGAAAGCCCCAAAAAGAAGCUUUUGUUGUUUGAAAUCUGUCCCGAGAGCGACGAUAGCUUCCUGUUUCAAAUACAGAACCCGGUCGCCUUCGCUGACCCGUGUAGAUUUUGACAUUAUUUGGAUCUGCAGCGCGUCCGUCAGUAAACAGCUUCAUUGCAUUACAGAGCUCUUUGGGUCCCUCUCCAACGGGGUUUAUGCAGUUUCUGAGCAAUUCACUUAGCGGUUGGCUCCGAAUGGCACUCUGGCGGUUUGCCCAGGACGUUAAGAUGCAGAGAAAACCCUUCGAGAUGCAGACGACCAGACAUCAGGAGAAAUGAAAAGAGGAAAAAAAAACUACUUUGUUAACCUUCUUUAGCAAAUGAUUUUCUAAACAUUCCUCAGUAGGUUUCUCAUGAGGUCCAUUAGACCUUUUAAGGGAUGCAACCAUCCGAUUUCUGUCAGUUCUGCUACGGGUAUUUGGACUCUGCGUGAUGGUCAAUGCUGAGUACUGAUCACGUUACUGGUUAAUGAGCUGUAUGUCUUACACCUCUGCUGAUCCGAGCAUUAGACCGCUGCUGCACUCCACUUUGUUCACAUUGUGUCAAGUUACCAAACCUGCCAGUCCUACUUCAAAACCUGCUUUGAAUAAUGAGUAAGCUUUUUAUAGGAUUUGCAUCUGAGAAUCUUGGCUGAAUCAUUUUUUCAUUCAAGCAUCACAGUAGUUCCAAGGUUGUAAUCUGCUGCCGGUGCUUUCCUCUGCAGAGCAGUUGACAUGGUGGCACUCUUGAGCCGGAGCUUUUCCCCACCUUUCUCCUCCUCCUCCUCCUCCCCGCUGCUUCCCUUUUGCCUUUUUAAAGAUGUGAGGGAAAGAGGCCAUCUAUUUCGAGGCCGCAAUAAUUUAGGAGGGGGCUAAUGUUUGCUGUGGCCUCAGGGGAGGCAGAUUUAGACGGCCAAUAGACUCGGUGUGUUCAGACCGGUGCAGCUGAACCCCAUCACACCCGCCCUCCUCUUCCUCUCCCUCCCUCCAUCUCUCUAUCUCUCUCUCUCUCUCUCUCUCUCUCUCCCUCCACCUCUCUCUAUUGAGUCAGUGGUUUGGGCUUGCCAGAGGCGAGCAUAAUGGUUCCCAGUGUCUGGAGAGAUUAAAGGCCAGAGCUGCAUUGUUCAAAUGCCCCGAGAUUAGUUUCCAAGGAGACGGGCCUCAGUUGCCAUGAGAACGUGGUGCCUGGUUUUUUAGCCGAGCAGCUCUUCUCUAACAGUUCCUAUCUGUUUGCCCUCCAUGCCUACAUUUCGUCAGUGGCGUUAUCUGGAGAUUGGUGGCUUUUAGUUCCUAAGCAGGAAGUUUGUGUUUGCAGUUACGCGGCGGCGCUCUGCACGUAGUGGUGGUGGUGGAAACUUAUCUCGGUCAUCUCGGGUCUGCGUCUCAUUUUCCUGUGCCAUCUGUCAAGGGGGGAAAACGCUGCAUAGUGAGGCUCAUUUGACCUCAUGCGAGCGCUCUAAUUAGCCCCCAAAUGACUAUUCUCAGGCCCUAGAAGCGCCGUUUGCUGAAUUCAGAGGGAUUUGCGUUUUAGCCGCGUUAGGGGACGUCGGCCGGUCGACAACUUUGCUCCAAACUUUGCUCCAAAUAUCUCAAACUACUGGAUACACCAGCAGCUCAAAGUUCCAACGUAUCUCAACUUCUACUGGAUGGAAGCUGCACAGACUUCCAUGGUUCACAGAUGAUGAAUCUGAAAUAGUGGGUUUGAGUGGAAAAAGCCGCUUCCAUUGGCAGCCUUCUAACAGGCGCUGCUUCCUUUGGUUGUCCAAUCCGACGUGACGACAACUGAAACACGCGUUCUUCAGAUUAAGCAGGAAAAACCAAUGCACGCUUGCAUUUGCUUAAAGUGAAACCCCGUGAUGUCAUCAGAAACUGCUUUGAAUGCAGAGGCAUGGCUCAGAUGAGGAAGCUGGCGUGCGACGGCGUCCGGACGACCUCCCGGGGCGAGCAGCUGGUGUCGGCCCGACAGGAGAUCCUCACCAGCCUGGUGUCCGCCCUCGACUCGGUGUGCAUGGCCAUGUCCAAGCUCAACGCCGAGGUGGCGUGCGUCACCGUGCACGAGGACAGCGUGAUUGCCGUCGGCACGGAGAAGGGCCGAGUGUUCCUCAACUCCAGGAGGGAAAUCCAAACGGACUUCUACAAGUUCUGCCGGGGGCCGUGUCUGCAGAGCCUGGCCGCAGCUAACGCUCAUACCAAAGACCAGGAAGGCGAUCCCGGCAAACUGAGUAAGGAUGGCGAGCACGGGAAAUCAAGAGCGCCAUCGGACGUUCAAUCCAACAUCUUUGUCCUGAGGAAGAUGGUGGAGGAAGUCUUCACUGUACUUUACAGUGAGGCCGUGGGGAAGAGCAGCCUGGUCCCCGUGCCUUACGAGUGGAUCCAGAAGGACCCCGGCUGUGUGGCGGCCCGCGGUUUGCCCGACGGAGUCGCCCUGAAGAAGCCCUCCGAGUACGACACCAAGACGCUGAUGAAGAUCCUGGAGCAGAGCCACCGCAUCCGGUUCACAGUCAAAAGGCCGGCAGAAGAUGUUCCCCGGGAAGCCAAGCCCGGCGCCGACGUCAAGCACAACUCUUCCGCCGCCGCCACGACACCAGGCAGCCACGGCGCGGGGAAGGCCGCCGCCCACGUGGUCCCGUCGCCGAGUCCUGCCUCUUCCAGCAACUCUGUCCUGUCCAACUUUCUCUACGGCAUGCCCAUGUCCUCCAAGCCCCACCCGGACGGCAAGCUGGAUUUCAAGCCCAUGUCCCUCCUCAAGCUGGGCAAGGACCGGCUGGCCAACUGGACCGCGGGGACGGACAAGACGAGCACGUCCGCCAACGACUGCGCGGCGAACGAGGAUUCCACAAGACCACCCGGGGAUCAGGGUCAGAGCCCUCCUGGCAUCCACAUCUCCAAGAGGCUGCUCUUCUCCAUAGUGCACGAAAGAUCAGAAAAAUGGGACUCUUUCAUUCGGGAAACUGAAGACAUCAACACGUUGAGGGAAUGCGUUCAGAUCCUGUUCAACAGCAGAUACGCCGAGGCUCUGGGUCUGGAUCACAUGGUGCCUGUCCCCUACCGUAAAAUCGCCUGCGACCCAGGGGCCGUGGAGAUCAUCGGCAUCCCGGACCAGAUCCCCUUCAAGAGACCCUGCACCUACGGGGUCCCCAAGCUGAAGCGCAUCCUGGACGAGCGCCACGGGAUCCGCUUCAUCGUCAAACGAAUGUUUGAUGAAAGGAUUUUCACCGCCGCUGGCAAGAUGGCGAGGGAGGAGGGCAAGCACGACCCGGGCUCCGUGCCCGAAGACGGCUUUCUGGACAACCUGUGCACGCCGCCCGCCGCCGCCGAGCCGCUGGGCAACGCUCACAGCAGCAGAUCAGCGAGUGCGUGCGUGAGUCCCCUGGCUGACUGUGAAGCAGGUCCUUCAGUAGAUUGCAUUCCUCUAAAAAGGAUUAAAACGGAGCCUCCAGAUGGGGACAUCAUUCAAGUCACCGUGCCAGAGGCCGGCCCGGUCGGGGAGGAGUCCAGCGAGUCCACGGCCGAGCCGCUCGCGGCCGCAGCGUGUCCAGCCGCCGCCUCCCCCGCCGCACCGGCUCCGCCCGCCGCAUCGGCUGCACCGGCUCCACAUCCCCCGAUGGAAAACCACGCAGCUGAAGCUCUGUCGCCGUGCGCUGCGUCUCAGAGCCUCAGACGCUCCUCUGAAGCAGGGAGUCUGGUGGAGGACAUUGGUGAAAUGAUUCUUCAGCUCCGGAGACAAGUGGAGAGCCUCUUCAGCAUCAAGUAUGCCGACGCGCUGGGCCUGCCCGAACCGGCCACGGUGCCCUACUCCAAGUUCCAGAUGUACCCGGAGGACCUGUACGUCAGCGGGCUGCCCGACGGCAUCUCCAUCCGCCGGCCCAACUGCUUCGGAGCGGCCAAGCUGCGCAAGAUCUUAGCCGCCCGCGCGCACAUCCAGUUCGUCAUCAAAAGGCCCGAGCUGCUGACUGAACAAGUGAGACUGGAGAUGCCUUCAAUGCCCAUCUGUGACCCAGAGCCGGACGCCGCCGCGGAUCCAGUGACGGAGGAAGGCGCCGCCGCGUCCAAGAGACCCGCUUUCUCAGAGUGCCUGGAGUCCAAGCUGUCCAGGAUCGACUUGGCCAACACGCUGCGCGAGCAGGUCCAGGACCUGUUCAACAGGAAGUACGGCGAGGCGUUGGGCAUCAAGUACCCGGUCCAAGUGCCUUACAAGCGGAUCAAGAACAACCCGGACUCGGUGCUCAUCGAGGGUCUCCCCCCUGGCAUCCCCUUCAGGAAGCCCUGCACCUUCGGCUCCCAGAACCUGGAGCGGAUCCUGGCGGUCGCCGACAAAAUCAACUUCACCAUCACCAGACCGUUUCAAGGACUCAUUCCAAAACCAGCGCCCCGACGCGUCACUUUACUGAAGAAGGCCUACGCCUCGAUAAGCGACGAGGACGACAUCAACCGCAUGGGGGAGAAGGUGGUCCUUCGGGAGCAAGUCAAGGAGCUGUUCAACAAGAAAUACGGUGAGGCUCUGGGCCUGGACCGCUCCGUCGCCGUCCCCUACAAGCUGAUCCGCGGCAGCCCGGAGUCGCUGGAGGUCGGCGGCCUGCCGGACGACGUCGCCUUCCGGAACCCGAACGCCUACGACGCGGCGUGCCUGGAGAAGAUCCUGCAGGCGGCGGACAAAGUGACGUUCGAGGUCAAGAGCCAGCUGCAACCUUUUGCAGAGAUCUGCAGCCAGGCGUGUAACACGGCAGCAACAGACGCCUCCACCAAUCGACGGAAGCGCAAGAGAGUCCAAGAGAGCAACCGGGUCCCCGCCUCCUCCGACCUGUCGACCAAUCAGAUCCCAGUGAUGCAGUGGCCCAUGUACAUGGUGGACUACAGCGGGGUGAACGUGCAGGUUCCCGGCAAAGUGAACUACUGAAGGACGGACCUGGGCCGCGGCGGAAAGGGGAGGAGUCUGCCAGGGCGCCGUUCACGCCUCUUCCACACCGACGCUUUGUCAGAGACUCAAACGGACGUGACGAUCAACAGAAUGUACUCGGAUCAAAAGCGCGGCUUGUUUUGUGUGUCGGCGCCGCCAGGAGGGCCGUCCUUCUCCCUCCGAGGCGGAUCGCGACGCUGACGUUGUUUUGUUUGUUUUUCCGUGAAGACGAAGACGUCGCUGACGUGUUUGUCACGUCGCUGUAUCCGGCAUUUGGCUGCAAUGUAUUACUGACACACACACACACACACACACACACACA